UGCUUGGGGCGGCGACCAUGGCGGCCGCCAUGGCAGCGGCGGCGGCCGCUGGUCUGGGUGGGGGUGCAAGCCCGGGGCCCGAGGCUGGGGACUUCUUGGCCCGGUACCGGCUGGUGUCCAACAAGCUGAAGAAGCGUUUUCUGCGGAAGCCGAACGUGGCGGAAGCCGGCGAGCAGUUCGGCCAGCUGGGCCGCGAGCUGCGCGCCCAGGAGUGCCUGCCAUACGCGGCCUGGUGCCAGCUGGCCGUGGCGCGCUGCCAGCAGGCGCUUUUCCACGGGCCCGGCGAGGCGCUGGCCCUCACCGAGGCCGCGCGCCUCUUUCUGCAGCAGGAACGCGACGCGCGCCAGCGCCUGGUCUGCCCCGCCGCCUACGGGGAGCCGCUGCAAGCCGCCGCCAGUGCCCUGGGCGCCGCUGUCCGUCUGCACCUGGAGCUCGGCCAGCCGGCCGCCGCUGCCGCCCUGUGCCUGGAGCUGGCCACGGCCCUGCGCGACCUGGGCCAGCCGGCCGCCGCCGCCGGCCACUUCCAGCGCGCCUCCCAGCUCCAGCUGCCCCAGCUGCCCCUGGCUGCGCUGCAGGCGCUCGGCGAGGCCGCCUCCUGCCAGCUGCUGGCGCGCGACUACAACGGCGCCUUGGCGGUCUUCACACACAUGCAGCGCCUGGCGCGGGAGCACGGCAGCCACCCCGUGCAGCUGCCGCCGCCUCCCUCGCCGCCACGAGGGCCUCAGCCUGCGCUCUGCGCUACACAAACGGUGCCCGCUGUGCAGCUCCCUCCGAACGCCGGUUCUGCGGCGCCUUCGCCCGCUGCCCUGGGCGCCUUCUCGGACUUGGUGGUCCGCUGCGAGGUGUCUCGCGUGCUGCUGCUGCUGUUACUGCAGCCGCCGCCUGCCAAGUUGUUGCCAGAGCACGCCCAGACCCUGGAGAAGUACUCCUGGGAGGCUUUUGACAGCCACGGGCAGGAAAGCGGAGGCCAGCUGCCCGAGGAGCUCUUUCUGCUCCUCCAGUCCCUGGUCAUGGCUACCCAGGAGAAAGACACAGAAGCCAUCAAGGCGCUGCAGGUGGACAUGUGGCCACUGUUGACUCCAGAGCAGAACCACCUCCUUCACCUCGUUCUGCAAGAAACCAUCUCCCCCUCAGGACAGGGGAUCUGAUGGUGAAUCACAUUAACCAAGUGACUUUUUGCCGGCUGUCGAACUUCACGGAUCCACCUUUGGAUUGGGGAGAAAUAAAAGACAUUGUUCCCGGUUCUGUGUUGUAUGUUACCUUGUUGCCACCGUAGAAAUGUAGUGACUGAAAGUUAACUGUAUUCCAAAUGCUUAUUUCCAAGUACACUUUCAUAGAAUCAGAAUA
Messenger RNA from Otolemur garnettii (small-eared galago), 1347 nucleotides. RefSeq names its product factor VIII intron 22 protein. The record is from RefSeq and is a predicted model, not a curated record. Gene Ontology annotation, molecular function: protein binding. Gene Ontology annotation, biological process: vesicle cytoskeletal trafficking. NCBI's taxonomy places the organism in Eukaryota, Metazoa, Chordata, Mammalia, Primates, Galagidae. Bases 18 to 1148 code for a protein of 376 amino acids. Gene Ontology annotation, cellular component: early endosome. The transcript is spliced from 2 exons.